This is a messenger RNA of Ailuropoda melanoleuca (giant panda), 3561 nucleotides long. It is a transcript of the gene DEDD, whose product is annotated as death effector domain containing. NCBI's taxonomy places the organism in Eukaryota, Metazoa, Chordata, Mammalia, Carnivora, Ursidae. Gene Ontology annotation, cellular component: nucleolus. The record is from RefSeq and is a predicted model, not a curated record. Gene Ontology annotation, molecular function: protein binding; DNA binding. Gene Ontology annotation, biological process: extrinsic apoptotic signaling pathway via death domain receptors; apoptotic process; regulation of apoptotic process. The coding region runs from base 1439 to 2395 and encodes 318 amino acids. The transcript is spliced from 5 exons.
GCUGUGUUGUGAGGAGGGUGGGAAAGGAUGAGGAAGGGACUUCAGACGUUUUGGGGGAGGUUUUGAAAGUGUUAAAUUGGAGGUGGGAGGGGGAAGGGCCUGGGGGAGAAUUUGGGUGGAAAAGGAGAGCACGGAGGUUUGGGGGAAUGGAGAGCGUGGCGGUGUGACGAGGUAAUGGGGAAAGUGAGAGACUAGGAGGAAAGUUUGGGAGGAAGGGGAAUGGGCAUGGGAGAUAGGACAGUGGAGCUGCACGGGUGAUAGAGGUUGGGGGUUUCCCUUUCCCCCCCGUGGAAAGGAAGAGAGAGCAGAGUUAAGCAGCAUCAGUUGCAACCAAUUCUAAUUGCCAGGCCUUUAGCUUUUAAUAGGGUGGGAAGGGCAGAAUGGAAUGGUUCAGAGAAUUGGGGUGGGAUGAGGGUUCAACUGGAUUUGCUUUCCAAAGGCUCCCUGACUUACUGCUCCCUUGUUUUUCCUGGUUACCGAAAGAAGGGGAAAUGGGGAAGACGGUGUCACCGCCGUCAAAGUGUAGAAGGAGUGAAGGACUUUUCUAGUUUCUAGCAAUUAGCAGUGUAAGAAUGGGGAAACAGCCGUGCUGAGUUGGACCCCUAUAUGCUAAGGUGGAGGGAGGCUCUGGAAGUCGGAAAGGGAACAGAAAACAGGAUGGCAUCUAGGCAACCUGGAUAAUUAAAUGAGUGCUUUACUUUCCAGACCUUUCUUUUGCUGUUUAAGUGCUAAGAGGGAGGGGUCAGUAUUCACAUAUAGAAAACGUUCCCUGGUGAAAGGUACAUGUAUGAGUGGAUGCAGCCCCAGUGGAUAUUUUGUUCUCACUGUGUGCUAUGGGAGAGGGCAGAAGAGAGAAUUUGGAGGAUAGUUCUGGUCUGAUAAGUGAAGUGAUAGCGCCUUCUUUGGCUGUAACCGUUUCCCCGCCCCCAGUUCUCCCUAAAGUUGAAAGUCUAUGUUAAUAUUGUAACAAAGUAGGUGAGUCUCAUAAGGAAUUGAGGAGUCAGGUGGAAGGUAUCAGAGAAUAAUUGGUUUUGCCACAAGUUGAUGAAUUUCCCACAAGUUGCCAUGAGCCAUUGAGGCUGGAAACUCUUGGAGUUGGUAUUGUUUCGUGAAUUGGUUAGUAGAGAGUUGGGGAAGCCUGGGGACUUGGUUGGGGGUGAGUUUUCUCAUUUAGCUCAGAGUGGAUCAUUUUAAUCGAAAUGGCUUUAGGCGUGUCUGUGUAUUUUUUUAACUGAGACUAACUCUUUGGGCCUUUGAUGUUUCAAAAUAAAGCUUGAAAAUUGACUCUCCCCCCCCCCCCAUUUGUUUUUGUUUUGCUGCUGGCUUCCAACCUUGUGCUAGGAAGAGACCUGGGAAAUUAAGUUUCUUGCAAAGUAUAGUGGGGAUCGCAGCUGCGCAGCAGGGGUUCUGGAAAGCGUUGCGCACCUGAGCCCCUGGCAUGGCGGGCCUGAAGCGGCGGGCAAGCCAGGUGUGGCCCGAGGAGCACGGUGAGAAGGAACAUGGGCUGUAUAGCCUGCACCGCAUGUUCGACAUCGUGGGCACCCACCUGACACACAGAGAUGUGCGCGUUCUUUCCUUCCUCUUUGUCGAUGUCAUUGACGACCACGAGCGUGGCCUCAUCCGGAAUGGACGUGACUUCUUACUGGCGUUGGAGCGCCAGGGCCGCUGCGAUGAGAGUAACUUCCGCCAGGUGCUGCAGCUGCUGCGCAUCAUCACCCGGCACGACCUGCUGCCCUACGUCACCCUCAAGAGGCGGCGCGCGGUGUGCCCCGAUCUGGUAGACAAGUAUCUGGAGGAGACGUCAAUUCGCUAUGUGACCCCCAGAGCCCUCAGUGAUCCAGAACCGAGGCCUCCACAACCCCCCAAAACAGUGCCUCCCCACUAUCCUGUGGUGUGCUGCCCCACUUCAGGCCCUCAGAUGUGUAGCAAGCGGCCAGCUCGAGGGAGAGCCACACUUGGGAGCCAACGAAAACGCCGGAAGUCAGUAACACCAGACCCCAAGGAAAAGCAGACAUGUGACAUCAGACUGCGGGUUCGGGCUGAGUACUGCCAGCAUGAGACCGCUCUGCAAGGCAAUGUCUUCUCUAACAAGCAGGACCCACUCGAGCGCCAGUUUGAGCGCUUUAACCAGGCCAACACCAUCCUCAAGUCUCGGGACCUGGGCUCCAUCAUCUGUGACAUCAAGUUCUCUGAGCUCACCUACCUCGACGCAUUCUGGCGCGACUACAUCAAUGGCUCGCUACUAGAGGCGCUUAAAGGCGUCUUUAUCACAGACUCCCUCAAGCAGGCUGUGGGCCACGAAGCCAUCAAGCUGCUGGUGAACGUGGAUGAGGAGGACUACGAGCUGGGCCGGCAGAAACUCCUGAGGAACUUGAUGCUGCAGGCACUGCCCUGACCUUUCCCCUCUCACCUCUCGGGGGACUAUUCCCACCGCCCACCUCUGGAGCUUACAUACUGUUCUGGGGUUUGUUCUCUGCCCUUCCGACCAAUCACACCCCUGCCUUUUUUUUUCUUUUUUUUAAAGGAAAAGACGAAAAUGGAAGUGGUGUUCCCCACCCGUCCCUGCACCCGUGUGCCUGGGCCUCCCUUUUGUUUCCUUUUCCACGUACCCUCCUAAUGUGUGUCUCUACAGCCACCUUGCCACUGAGCCGUAAGACAAACGUAGAGGGAGAAGCAAAGGCUACAGAACGUAGUCUUUGUAAGGGAUGGAAGUGAACACUGCUUUUGGGCGUGUUGCGGGGUUAUCCGUACUUCUGGCUUUACGAGGGCUCUUCAAUUUUGUCUGAAAAACCAAAGGGCUGUGAGUAAGGGAGCUGUGUGGAAGGUGGGACUCUGAAGUGUAUUUUGGAAAUGAAUCACCACCCUCUCCCAAAUUAUAGAAUUUUUAAAAAACUAAGAAGCUGUGGCCCCUUCCGCUCUCUCCCGGCCUCUGGUGCUGCUCCUGUCUGCCCCGUUCCCUCUGUUCCAGGGCCUCAGACCUCUGCCUGGCAUGGCUCCGCCCUUUGUCCCCUUUGCCAAACCCUCCUCAAGGGAGGACUGGGUAAGAGGACUGGGUCAGCCGAGUUGCCCCUCCCAACAGGGUGGACGGAGAAGGGGGUGCUGAUUAAAAUACACUCCCCCUGAGAAGGGGAAGGGGGAGUGUGAGACUUCCCUUCCAUGUUCAAGUGAAAAUAAAUCAUGUACCCUGCAGCCCUUUCCCCUUGGCUUUCUUCUGGCUUGGGCAAAGGGCAACACAGGUGAAAGUGAAGUCAUUCAGUAUCACCUCCUGUCUUCUCUUUCCUUCCCCAUUCUCAACCCCACUCCCGCUCCCACGCUUCGGAGUGUGCGGCUGGGACACGCACUGAGUGUUGCACUUUUAUUUGGGUAGGGAGGCAUGUCGAAUGAGCCAGGAGGCCUAGAGCUGGAGCCUAGUCCAGCUGGUCCACCACCACCUCCCCUUUCAGCUCCCAAAGGAGAUAUCCAGACACAGACUUUAUGAUGAUUAUAUUUUUUUCAAUGCCAGUGCUGCUCAGCCCUCAGCAUAACUCCAGUUUUCAUGAAAUAAACAGUGACUGUAUAAAA